AUUAAUUACAAGUGGGUGUUCAAACUUAACCACAACUACUAAACAAGCACGAAGCUUCAUAUUAUAUUUUGUAGAGAAAUGGAAGCAAAGAAAGCCAGUGGCAAGGGCUAUAUCUCGGAGGAGAUCCACGCUCAUGCCAAUAAGAUAGAGUCUCCAAUCGUGAGUGGACUGCUAGUGGCAGCUAGGAAGGGACAGACAUCAGUAGUGCUGGAGGCAAUAGCAAAGAGGGGCGGGGCUCACCCCCCUCAGGACACAGUGGACAGGCAUGGUAGGAACUGCCUUCAACUGGCUUGCUUGUACGGCCAUUAUGAGACUGCUCUGGUGAUCCUGCAAAGCAACAAAGUCAACAUAAACGCCACCAACAAGAGAGGACUGACAGCUCUUCAUGAUGCCUGCACGGAGGGUCACACUAGCCUGGCUCUGCUACUGCUAUCAAUGGGUGCUUCAGUAAAGGCAAUCACGAAGGAUGGAUGGUCUUGUCUCAUGUGUGCUUGCUCCAAUGGCCACUUCCAGUUGGCUAGCAUUCUUAUUGCUAUCGGAUGUGAAAUGAAUGCCACUACUUCUAUUGGAUUGUCAGCUCUGCACAUAGCUGCGUGGAAGGGCCAGUCGGCAGUGGUGACCAUGUUGAUUCGUAGUGGCACCAACGUUUUGGCAGAAAGUAAAAAUGGAAAGACGGCACUUGACUUGGCCCGAGAGGAGAGACAAAGCGAGUGUAUCGAUGUCCUGCAAGCAGCCGUCUCAAAGGAAUCAGAGAAUCUGGGACUCAGAAUAUCCGCACUGGAAGGUCAAUUGAGGAACUCUCAAGAACAACUGUCGAUAGCAGCUACCCAGCACGAGCAAACGCUUGAGAAGGAGCGAGAAAUGAACAAAGAAGCUCUUGUCAAGUUGGAGAAGUCAAAAGAUCAAGAAUUAGACAAAUCUAGACAAAAGUUGAAAACUCUCGAUGAAAAAGUUAAUGAAUUGCAAGCUCUUCUAAAGCGAUCAAUUAAUUCACCACCAUUGAUAAUGGAAACAUUGGCGACCCCUCCUCCAACAAAAGAAAAGAGAGUAAAGAACAAAGACAUAUUUGCCGUGGUGAAGAGUGAAGCAAAAAGAAGUGCAUCGUAUUCAGACUUAGUGUCUAUACAAGACAACACAAGUCCCAAAACAUCGAAAAAGAACCAUAAGCCAGCACAGAAAAAAUGCAGCAUCGACUCUAGUGCUGAAAGAAGAAUUAGCGUUGAGAGACGCUCCAUCACGGAACUUGUAACUGAGAGUCUUCUAAACCCCGGCUCAAUGGCGGCAAUACGACAAGAACUAAAAGCUGAUAAUCUCACACCGAAAAUCCAGCGUAAACUAAAGAACCAAACUAACCAGACUACCACACUUCCAUCGCUAAGCAACGGCUCCAGUCCAACUCACCACACUGACAAUGUACCUGAGAGCAGUGUUUCCCCUAAGGGGAGUCCUACCACUACAAGGCCUCGAUGGACCAAUCCGAUGCCUUCGCUGAAAGACUCUGCUAUUUAAAUUAGAUAGAGACUAUAAUUAUGCAAAAAUUUUAUUGUUGUUCGUUCAUACAAUUAUUGUGAGAAAAAAAAGAUUGUAGACGCACAAUAACAGUAUAAAGUGAUACGAAGCAAAAAUGUCUUUAUAGUUCAA
Messenger RNA from Halichondria panicea, 1641 nucleotides. Its product is annotated as ankyrin-3-like. Gene Ontology annotation, molecular function: protein binding. The record is from RefSeq and is a predicted model, not a curated record. The coding region runs from base 79 to 1509 and encodes 476 amino acids. The transcript is spliced from 5 exons. Lineage: Eukaryota; Metazoa; Porifera; Demospongiae; Suberitida; Halichondriidae.